Copidosoma floridanum is the source of this 1105-nucleotide messenger RNA. RefSeq names its product serine/threonine-protein phosphatase 6 regulatory ankyrin repeat subunit B-like. The record is from RefSeq and is a predicted model, not a curated record. NCBI's taxonomy places the organism in Eukaryota, Metazoa, Arthropoda, Insecta, Hymenoptera, Encyrtidae.
UUUAUUAAUCAUUCAUAAAUGUUUCAAAUUUAUUUACAAUAUUAAAUUAAUAUUGUGCCCAUAUAUAAUGCGUGUCGAUUAGACGAACCACGAGACUUGGCAACUACACAAAUCCACCUCGUCCUUGGAAGCAAAACGACGGAAUUAAGUGCUUCUCGAGGAUUUAGUCUCGUUGUACAUCAUCCUCUGGAACCGAACUUGGUUGGGCCAAAGCUUCGACAUGGAUUCUCUACAUAAGGCAGUGAGAGAUCGAGACCAUGAUAGGCUGGAAGAGCUGCUACGUUCCGGUAUGUGUGACAUCAAUCAGAAAAACGAUAAAGGAGAGACGCCAUUGGAGAUAGCGGUGUUUCUCGGGGAUUUCUGUGCGACCAAGCUGUUGUUGGACUUUGGCGCCGAGCCCAUCCUCCAGGCUGACUCUCUUACGCAAGACACGGGCAUACGUGGCGGUAAAACGGUUGUCAUUCGGGAGCUCAUCAAUCGAGGCUGCCACCCAGACCGGAUCACCUAUCCACCACAUCGGGUAACUGACACCAUCUGGAACAUGGUCAUAGAAAUGAAUGAUCCCGAACUCCUGCAAUGUUUGCUACAAAGUGCCGAGCGAGAAAUACAUGAUGAUGAUUGGUCCAACGCGUUACUGUUUACCGCCUGUGUAAAAGGUUCAUACCGAAUCGUGGAAUAUUUAAUAAGCUGUAAGUUGCCUCUGGAUAAUAAAGAUGCAGAGGGUCGAUCUGCGUUAUUCUAUGCAGUGCUAGGUGGUGAUAUUAGAACGUUCAAGCUGCUCAUGGAUAAUGGCGCGAAUUUGCACCAACUCGAUAAAAAUGGCGCGAAUCUGAUGCACUACGCGGUUGAAAGUAUUAACCAUCAUGACUUUGUCCAGUUAUUACUCGAGAACAAUGUAAACGUGAAUGUUUGCUCUAAAUACAAUGGCAUGCCGUUGCAUCACGCGAUUUACAGGAAUUGGUUGUUCACGAUUAAUUCGUUGGUAGAAAACAAUGCUAAUAUAAGUAGGGGGGACUUAUACGGAAGAAAUCCGUUUGUCGCUGCUAUUGAUAUUGACUGGGGUAUCGCUGACUAUUCGUGCUUUUACACAGGCGGUAAACAGUAA